AUGGAAGAAGACAAAUCCAAAGAUAUCCUCACCACCACGCUCCGCGACCUCAUCUCCGCCAACCACAUCCUGCACCACCACGGCAUCGUCGACGCCUACGGCCACGUCUCAAUCCGCCACCCCUCAGAUCCCACUCUCUACAUCAUGUGCGGUUUCCUCGCUCCCGCACUAGUUUCCUCGCCCUCCGAUCUAAUCCACUACCGCAUCUCAGACUCAGCCCCCGUCGACCCCAACGCCGGCCGCGGCUACUCAGAACGCUUCAUCCACGGCGAACUGUACAAGCGGUUCGCGGACGUUCAUUGCGUGAUUCAUUCACAUGCCGAAGAGGUUCUGCCGUACGUGGUUACGGGAGUGAAAUUGCGGGCGGUAUACCAUAUGGCGGGAUUCCUAAGCAACAAGGGAGUCAAGGUCUUUGAUAUUGAUCCGCUUUAUCGGGAGGGGGAGCAAAGGGAUAUGUUGGUUUUGAAUGAGCGGUUCGGGGCGGCUUUGGCGGAGAUGUUUGCGGGGCUUGCUGACCCUGCUGGCCAUGCUAGGCCUGCCGGCUCUGUCGAUCCUGCCUGUACCACUGUCGACCCUGACGGUUCGACAUCUCAAGCACCUGUCGAAUCGGUCGUCCUGAUGCGCAGACACGGAUACACCGUCGUUGGCCGCGAUAUUAUUACGGCAGUCUAUCGAGCUAUCUAUACGCGUAUCAAUGCCGAGGCGCAGACAAAGGCUAUGGGGAUUGCGAAUCAUGCAGGUGCAGGUAUUGGCAGCGGGCACGCCGAACAGCUGAGCUUUCCGUUUCAGGGGCUUACGGAUGAGCAGAGUAAAGGCUGUGCGGUCAUGAAUGAAGGAUACCAGGCAAAGCCGUGGCGAUUAUGGGUCAGAGAGGUCGAGCGGCUGCCGUUGUAUGAGAAUACUUUGAGUGAGAGCAAAAACUUUGCUUGA
Molecule: messenger RNA, 930 nt
Organism: Exophiala dermatitidis NIH/UT8656
Lineage: Eukaryota; Fungi; Ascomycota; Eurotiomycetes; Chaetothyriales; Herpotrichiellaceae
Exons: 1
Coding region: 1-930 (309 amino acids)
Biological process (GO): pentose catabolic process
Cellular component (GO): cytosol
Molecular function (GO): aldehyde-lyase activity
Source: RefSeq, a predicted model, not a curated record